CAGACGUAUCAGCUGAUAGUUGGGUUUUGUUCUCCUGUUUCCUGGAAAAUCUACGAUGGCAGAUAACUUCACAUUGAGUGAUGGAGUUUGGCAUGACACCCUGGAAUAUUUAUGCGAUGAGAUAUUUGAUUUUACAACCAUCAACGGUUUCUUCUUCAUCUUGAUCUUCAUCUUCAGUAUCACAGGCAACGGUCUCCUAUUAUGUGUUCUUGUUUUUUACGAGAACCUGAAAAAUGCCACAAAUCUGUUCAUUUUCAACCUUAUCUGCUCUGAUUUGGCCUUCACUCUCACGCUUCCAUUCUGGGCCAUCUAUUACCUGCAUCACUGGGUCUUUGGGGACUUCUUCUGCAAAUUUGUAACUGCAGCAUACUUUGUUGGUGUGUACAGCAGUGUUAUUCUACUGACUGCUAUGACCGUGGAUCGUUUCAUAACAGUGGUACUGUACAACUGGUCCAGUACCUGGUUAACGAGGCAGAGGUACACAAUAGGUGCCUGUGCAGGCGCCUGGGUCAUCAGCAUUGCUGCAUCCCUGAGUAAUGCUAUCAAUGUACAGGUGGAAACUAACAUGGAUAAUAUUACCACGUGUGAGGCUUCCAUCGAUUCCCAUGGUGACAGGGUUGGAUAUUAUCUCCAAGUGACACUGCUCUUUUUCCUCCCAUUUGCCAUCAUUGUUUUCUGCUAUUCUGCCAUCCUCAAGACAGUUUUGCAGGCUUCAAACAGAAGAAGAUACAGGACUGUAGUUGUGAUAUUAUGUAUUGUUUCAGCUUUCUUCAUCUGUUGGGGACCUUACAAUAUGUUUCUUUUCAUUGAGAAUUUUUAUGAACCCCAAAGCUGUAAAGCAGAAGAACGCAUGGAAACUGCUUAUAAUGUUUGUCGGAUACUUGCUUUUUCUCACUGCUGUAUGAACCCUCUGCUGUAUGUGCUCUCACAGAAGUUACGAAAACAUUUGUCGGAUCUUUUAUCCUGCAAAAAUGUGAAAAGGAGACACAUGGAGAGAGAGACUGGUCAGAACAAUUCAGGUUUUCAAAAUGCUAUGGAGCUGUCUGCAAAUGCUUUUAAGUAACAUAGGUGGCAUUUGAAUAAUUUUACCUUAGGCCUAUACAUUUUCUUAAAAAUAUGUCUGUGUAUAUUAAUGUUUAUAUAUUUUAAUAUGCCAAGUAAAUAAUGCACAUAAUAAUGUGUGGCAAUGCUUUCAUUGCUACACUUUCUCAGGCCUUGUGAAUAAAUUGUUGUCACUGUAAUAUAUUUUAAUAAAAUGCACUGCAGUUGGAAUCCAGCUGAACUGUUUUCACAUCUUUAUUUUUCCCAGUCAGUUGUUGUGGCAUACUGUGAUAGACUGGAUUUAAAAUGUUGCUGUGCAAUUGUUUUCCUCUGGGAAAAGGCCUAGACUAAGUAAACCAAACAAAAGAUGAAUAAUACUGUAGAACUGCUGAGAAAAACAGUCGGCAGUACCUGAGGUGAUACUAUGACCUUUGGCAUUUUAUCUUUUUGAAUUAGAACUGCGGCAUAUUUAUUCACAUGUAUUCUUUUUGGGAAAUUUGUUUAUGUAAAAACUUGAAUGGAAAACCUUGACAAUUUGUUAAAAAAAACAAACAAUGGAUGGUAUAAUAACAUGAUGGCAUUGUAGAGCUUCCUAUAGUAUUUUA
Molecule: messenger RNA, 1646 nt
Organism: Monopterus albus (swamp eel)
Lineage: Eukaryota; Metazoa; Chordata; Actinopteri; Synbranchiformes; Synbranchidae
Product: chemokine XC receptor 1-like
Exons: 2
Coding region: 56-1063 (335 amino acids)
Biological process (GO): cell chemotaxis; G protein-coupled receptor signaling pathway; calcium-mediated signaling
Cellular component (GO): external side of plasma membrane; membrane
Molecular function (GO): C-C chemokine receptor activity; C-C chemokine binding
Source: RefSeq, a predicted model, not a curated record